Molecule: messenger RNA, 2739 nt
Organism: Orbicella faveolata
Lineage: Eukaryota; Metazoa; Cnidaria; Anthozoa; Scleractinia; Merulinidae
Source: RefSeq, a predicted model, not a curated record
UUGCGGUCGAAUAUCGUUGUUACGAAAUCGAAGAGAGCAAUACCUUUAAAAUGUCAAUGAGAUGACGACAAAAGUAUCUGGAAAUGGUACAGUGCUAUACCCUGUUAAAUUUCUCCGUUUUACUGUCGUAUUUCGCAGCUGACCUGCUGUGGAAUUUUGGACUUCUGGGGACUCAUGCUGCUGACAGCAAUAUUACUUGUCAAGCCUGUCCAACAGGAACAUUUGCAAGUAAUAGUGUCCCUGAAUGCAAGAGCUGUCUUCACAAAGGCUGGUGUAACAGUACAUCAUUUUGUGCUAAAUGUCCAGCAGGACACUACCAGAAUGAAACAGGAAAGACAGAAUGUGUACCAUGUCCUACAGGACACUACCAGAAUGUAACAGGAAAGACAGAAUGUUUACCUUGUCCUGUAGGACACUACCAAGAGAAACCUGGCAAUGUCUUGUGUGAUCCCUGCAAAAAGGGUGAAUACCAAGAUGUUUCUGGUGGAGUUAAAUGUAAACCUUGUAGAAAAGGAUUCUUUUCCAAGUCAGUUGGAAGUCCACGAUGUAUUUCAUGCACGUAUGGUGGAUUCUGCAGCAAGCUUGGGUGUACGUCAUGUCUCCCUUGCCCAGCUGGAACACAGGCUGACAGUAUGGGAGCACAAAACUGUACACUUUGUCCAAGAGGUUUUGUCAAGGCCGGCAAAAGUUUUGAUGUUUGUCAACAGUGUGAAAAAGGAUGGUUCCAAGAUAACAUUGGGCAAACAACCUGCAAGAAAUGUCCUAAGGGAUUUUUUUGCCCUUGGCCAGAUGAGGAUCCAGUGCAUUGUGAUGCCAAGGAGAUUUGUCCCGCUGGCAGCUGGAAACCCUUGGAGGAGUGUAAAGGAUUGUACAAGAGAAAUAGUGAAACUGAGAAAUGUGAACUAAGUUCCAUUGUUUAUGUCGUUAUUGGAGUAGUAUUGGCAGUAAUUGCAGCAGGAGUAGGAUUUGUAGCAGUCAGAAGAUACAGGCGAAAUAAUGAACAGAGACAGCGACUGCUAGAAAGACAACACCCUGUGUAUACUGGCUGGUGAAUGUGGGUUUUUAUUUGGCAACAAGCAGCAGCAUUGUGCAACAAUGAAGAAUUUUAUAACAUGUGUAGUGCUCGGUAGUGGGUAGCGGUUACAGUUACUGAGUGUAAAGUAACAUUAAGUGGAGAAUAAAUUAUUAUAAAUAAUGUAUUUAAUUUGUCAACUACAGCUGUAGUCACAAUGUUGGCAGGGUAAUUAAUAUGUUCUUCUAAAGUUCCAUUCAUCAGUUCUUUUUCAUUCUCUUGUCCUCUUUUCACAAGAGAUGACAAACAUUCCCUCGUUUCUCUCAGUUGAGAAAAAGCUGAGGAAAAAUUAGCUUUGUAAACAGUUUUUUCCUUCCUGCUUGAUGAACUAAGUGAAGAGGAAAUACUCAUUGUCAAUUCUCAUAGUCUUGAUUAAUAACAAGACAACUCUUUUAAAAUGCUGAUAUAAUUUCCAUACAAAGGCUGACAAAGACAACCCUACACGUACAUGUACUUGAUGAUUUUCUUUAUUCUCAUCACCUAUCUGCUCGGCAGUGUAUUAAUAUUGUUAGGGGAAUUUGGAUAUUGGUCAGACUGAUUUUCAGAGCUCUUUUUCUAAGUAAGGCUGAUUAUGUAACAUUUAUUUUUUCAAGAUGUUAAUGGUGUUGUAGGUAUGAUAAGCAGACGAACAGCCUCUAGUGUGAAUAUGUAUUAGUUUGGUCCAUCUAAGUAGACACCAAUAUUGAAAUUAAUGGAAAUCUCGGCUUUUUGAUGUGUCCUGUUAACUUUAGUCUCAGAAAUGCUUGUUUGCUGUUUCUAUGUUGUUUAUAUAUACAAGCUACAAUUGCGUAGGUGCAACAAUACAUGCUUACAUUAGCUUGUGAACAGGCUCCCCACCACAUUAUAGAAGGAAACCAGUUGAUAAGCAGGGAGUACAAUCGGUGAGGAAGAUCUUGUAGGGAAGGCCUGUUGCUCUGCAAGAACUCAUUUGGCUUGCCAGUUUGUUUUUGUUUGUUUGUUUCACCCUGAACCCUACCUGGAAGCCUGUUCAUGGGCUUUGUUUGAGGACAGCAUGUGAAUAUCAUGUGAGUGCAGGAGUAGCAUGAGAAGUAACUGUAGACCACAGUAGAGGUCAAGUGGCCUUGCAGUGGUCUGACAAGAGUAAGUUUCAGAGAUAAAAAGUUCCAUUCAUGGUUAUUCUUUGGCCAUAUGUUUCAAGGGUAUUUCACCAUGCAGACAAUGGGAAAAGAUCUUCUAAGGAGAACAAUAUCUGUCAGAAAGGAACCAUGUAAAACAUGAACACAAACCACUGCGGCUUAGAUUCCUUGAUUUUGAGGUUAAUUGUUCAAUGCUGUAAAUGUAAAAGUAAGCAUCUAUUAUUAAUACAUUUUUGUGGUAUUAACCCUCGUUUGUACAAGCAGGCUUUGUAAUGUAGUGCCUUUCAGCAGAUAUUUUAUUGUGUUCAAAUAUCUUCAGCCUUGACCCAGGAUUUCCCUGGACAUAACUUUGUAACUUAAAUACCUCAUGAUGUUACUGUUCAAGGUAAGGCCUGGGUACUAGGCUGCCGUGGGCAAAGAGGGAAACAAUCAUUGAAAGAAAAUAGGCAUGGUGAUUCGCUGUACAGAAGUAUCCUUUGGAUUAAAAUUAUAGCUAUGACGAAUUUGGGGAAAUUGGAUUUAAAUUUCCUAAGAAUGACGAAUAAAAGAAUUGAUUUCAGUUCACUCCAA